UGAGAGAUGAGAGGGCAAUAUUAUAUAAGUUAAUCCCCGCCCUUUAAUAGUAUUGAUGGAGUCAGAUUGCUUCAAUUACACACAUUUACACCUGACGGUCACAGCCAUGAGCCACCCUCGCCUCCCCUGCCCUCCUUCUGUAGGUUCCUAGGCAUAGCCAUAUAUUAUAAUCUCUCUCUCCUCCCUUUUCUCUCUCCUCCUCUCCCUCUCCUCCUCUUCAAAAACCGCCUAUCCAUUUCAUUCCCUGCCUGUCGUUUUUCCUACAUCAAGGCACUAGGGGAGAAAAGAAACUAUCCGUCUUUCUCUCUCUGUCCAUCUCUCUGCGUUUGUGUGUUUUUGUGUGAAAUGGGUAGGUUAGGCAUGGCUAUUUGCUGAAUCUAGAAUGACCCAUUUCAGAGUUCUCUAACCAGCGUCUGGGGGGAAGAUUUAUACAUAUCCAUUCCGUUUCACCGCGCGUUCAUCUUCUCCAUAGGGAAGAUAGUUGAGUGGUUUCGUAUUCGCUAUUAUUUCUCGCCCAAAUCUGAGCUUCUCUGGCAAAUCGGGGAAAACUAUUUGUUCGUGAAGAGUAAAAGGCGGGUUCUGCGCGCAGAACGGGAAGCUCUGUUUCCAUCAAAGUGGAUUUUGGAUUAGAACUGCCACUGCUGUCACAAAUCCGGUGAAAUAUGAUGCGUUGAUGGCAUUUUUGCGUUUAUAAAAUUGCACGAAAUCCUUCUGUGAUUAGAUGUCAGCGUUUUGCAAUGUCUGUUUUUGUUCCUGAGGCACUGUAACGUUAUACGGAUUCAGAGAUGAGAUUUCACAUCCAAUAAUGAUUUUGUUUCUAUUCAAGUUGUUAAGUUCCCGCAUUUUUAUGAUAUUGUCUCUUUUUAUUUUAUGGUGUUAUCUCUUUCUGUGUAUGCAUAUGAUUUGACAAUAUCCAAAAUGCCAUUUUUUGUUCUGUUGAAUAUUGUUUGGCAUUCAUUGCCUGAGAUUGAGGUUUUUUCUUUUAGGUUGUUUUUCUACAAUGCUUUUACGCAUACUAUGUCAACUUUAUUGUGUGAUGUUUUCCUCAAUUUCUUUCAUUUAGGUAUCUGAAUUUAACUUCAUUUUUAUGGCAUUGAAUUAGUUUUUACUACCCACCUAGUUUCUCUUGCAUUGAUCUAUGUUUGAUCUGGUUGAUAAGGGUGAAUUUCUAUAGUAUGAGCCCUUGCCUUUAGGAUUUAGGCUUCUUAUGAACCUGAAAUGUCUGAUGUUGGAUAGGCUUGGUUUAUAUGACUCCACGAGUUCUGCAAGUGAGCCAUUUCAUUUGAGCGAUGUUCUGAUAAUUUUGCAACCAAAUCUUGUGGUCAGGUUUUCUUGAACUCUCUUAAUCAUGGAGGGGGAAUCUUCAUGGAUCAGCCACUGCGUUAAUAACCCUGCAAAAGAUAUUAUUAUUGGGGAGUUUGAUUCAUUCUCAGACAUUGGUGAUGACGGCAAUAAAGAUGGUGAUAAAGUUUCUUUGGAUUUAAUCCUGCCUGAUGAGUUGUUGGAACGAAUCCUGGCAUGUCUUCCCAUUGCUAGCAUUUUUAGGGCAGGUUCUGUCUGCAAAAGAUGGCACGAGAUAGUUAGUUCAAGAAGGUUUUUAUGGAAUUUACCCUUGUCACAAAAGCCUUGGUAUUUUAUGUUUACGUGUUCCGAUGAACCAAUUGGUUAUGCUUAUGAUCCUGUCCUUCGGAAGUGGUACAACAUUGAACUUCCCUGCAUUGAUAAGUCCAACUGGUUCAUUGCUUCAUCCUGUGGCUUGGUGUGCUUCAUGGACAAUGAUAGUCGAAGUGACUUAUAUGUCUGUAAUCCAAUCACCAAGUGCUGCAAGAGGCUUGAGGAACCACCAGGUUUGAAAUUCUCUGAUUACAGUGCACUUGCAAUUUCAGCAAACAGAAAGUCGCACCGUUAUAAUUUAUCAGUCGUGAAAUCUAAGCAAGUACCAGGAGAUUUUUUCCAGUGGGAUCUUUCAAUUCAUAUAUACGAUUCAGAAACAAUGAUGUGGGUUACCUCUUUGACAGAGGUUUUGAGUGGGUGGAGAGGUGGUGAUGAGAGUGUGAUCUGUGAUGGGGUUUUGUACUUCUUGAUUUACUCUACUGCUGUAGGGAUGCCAGAGCAUCGUCAUGGCCUAAUCACGUAUAAUCUCUCAAGUCGGGUGCCCCAUGGUAUGCUGAUUAGGAGUUUUAUCCCUGUACCAUGCCUUCUUACUUGCGGUCGUUUAAUGAAUCUCAAGGAGAAGCUGGUAUUGGUGGGGGGGAUUGGGAAACCGGAUCGACCAGACAUAAUCAAGGGGAUUGGCAUCUGGGUUCUCAAAGGGAAGGAGUGGCAAGAGAUUGCCCGCAUGCCGCACAAGUUUUUUCAAGGAUUUGGAGAGUUUGAUGAUGUUUUUGCCAGCAGCGGUUCAGAUGAUCUCAUUUACAUUCAGAGUUAUGGAGCUCCAGCCCUUCUUGUUUUUGACAUGAGCCAGAGACUAUGGAAAUGGUCACAAAAGUGCCCUGUGAUGAAGAGGUUUCCGCUUCAGCUUUUUACUGGUUUUUCUUUUGAACCGAAACUUGAAAUUGUACCAUGAGUUGGUUUUUCAGUUGUGUUACUGAAAAAUUUGUCUGAUAUUCUAUUCCCCCUUUCAAUUCAGCGGCCUGUGAACUUUUGAAGCUGUCCACGGCGCUUCUGGGCUAAUAGGUUUCAUGUUAAGCGAUAUCUUUUCUUUCUUUUUUUUCCCUAUUUUUUGGCUCUUAGUUUCAGUUAUGAGUGUUCCAGGAAGAAAAUGUAACAGUGGAUAAUGCUUCUUGCUUCUUUGGAGAUAAUGGAAAUAUUAUUCUUUACAUCCA
Molecule: messenger RNA, 2825 nt
Organism: Malania oleifera
Lineage: Eukaryota; Viridiplantae; Streptophyta; Magnoliopsida; Santalales; Ximeniaceae
Product: F-box/kelch-repeat protein At3g61590
Exons: 2
Coding region: 1349-2566 (405 amino acids)
Molecular function (GO): protein binding
Source: RefSeq, a predicted model, not a curated record